AGUUUCGUUUUUGUGGAACAUCUCACUUUCAAUAGGCAGUUAUUUAGGCAUAUGUGGAUAUGGCCAUUCCACAGUGAGACCAUUAUUGAUUCCGGUGCGGACAUUUUUACAAGACAGACUACCUUGGAAAUAGGCACACAUAUUUGAUUUGCAUAUAGCUCGUCGAUUUCGUAGCAGGCUAGUUAUCUCCGCUUGAUUUCUCAAUGGCCCAUGCAGCCGUAUCUGCACUGGAUUUGGGGAGCGAGAAACAGUUGUUACAGUUUUUUCCCGAACCUGUCCGACUUCAGCUGCUCUACAUGAAGAGGGAAGAUUCGUCGUAAUCGUUUAUUUGGAAUCAGGCACGAUGAAGGGGGGAUAUAUGAGUAAACGACCUGGGUUUUAUUGCCAAGAGGACAGAGAUGCAUUUGUCUUCGAAAUAGACCAUCAAAAAGCAAACGUCUUUCCUGUCGUGAAGCACGAUAAUUCGAUAAUUUUUAAUAGAGAAAAAUUUGGCUUUGGGGAUUGCCUAAGCAUUUACAGCAAUAAGGACAAAACACUCUGUGUUGAUGUGGGGUUCGAUGAUACCACACCGAUUGGAGUGACGAGUUUGAGGUGCCCUUCAUGGUUGUGGAGUUGCAUCGCAUUCAAAGUGUUGGAGAUGUGCUGCUGAACGCUUGGAGGGAGAUGUCAUGGACUGAGAAAGAGAGGGGGUCACUGAGGAAGAAUCUGGUCUCCUUCAAACCGGCCAGCCAGUCUCUGAACCAAGUCAGGGUUCUGCUGAUGGGUCCUCCUGGGUCAGGAAAAUCCAGCUUCAUCAACUCUGUCAGAUCUGUGAUGUUCGGAAGAGUCCUUCUCCUGCCUUUUAUUGGCACUGCAACAAAGGGUUUCAUCAAGAAGCUGAAGUCAYAUGACAUCCGGUCAGAGAGAGGGGGGAAGCCCACAGCUCUGACCCUGUGUGAUGUGUUGGCUCUGGGGGACGGYGAGACGACUGGCCUGACCCUCCCAGACGCACUGGCUGUCAUCAACGGGCACGCCCCCGAGGGACACAAGUUUCAAAGUGAUGCGCCCAUCAAAGCUGAGACUUCAGGUUACAGACCUAAUCCAUCAGUAAAUGACCAAAUCCAUUGUGCGGUGUUUGUUUUGAAUGCCUGCCAAGUCAUGACCACCAGUGAGGACUUUACAGAGACACUGAGGACACUUCAAGCUGAAAUCUCAGACCUAGACAUCCCCCAGGUGGUUCUGUUGACCCAUGUGGACCAGGUGUGUCAUGCCGUCCAAGAGGAUGUGAAGUUUGUCUACUCCAGCCGGAUCCUACAGGAGAAGAUGCAGAAAGCAGCAGAGGUGGUGGGGUUGUCUGUGUCCUAUGUGCUUCCAGUGAAGAACUACUCCAGUGAACUGUCUGUGAGCUGCAACACUGACAUCCUGCUGCUGAGUGCAGUUCAUCACAUUCUCCAAGCCGUAGAUGACACAUUUGAAGACUACUGCCCACCAUCUCCCUCUCCUUUAUCUACUGGUCCCCAGCAUUCCACCUAAACUCCAGUCACUGUUUAGAAUGUGUUCCAAGUAGGCUAGUGUGUGGCCAGUCAAUGUCAAAAAUGAGUAACACCUUUUUCACAUUUUUACCUCACUGACAUGGUGCAAAUGCAUACACUCAACACCAUUAUGUAUUUGGAGUGUGAAGCGAACAUUUAAAAUGUGUCUCUAUACUCAAAUAUUUUWAUUUGAGAUCAAAUGUUUCAUGAGUCUUCUCUUUUAUUUGAGGGUAUUUUCAUAUCUCUUUUACCAUUUAUAAAUGAAAGCACUUUAUGUAUAUCGUCCCUCCAUUUUGAAGUCCUAAGUGUUUGACCAAAUUCACUUAAGAAAUGUUCAGAAACACUCAGAAAUAAAAUGCCUCCAGUCAUCAUUCACCAUUCAGUUCCUAUUGGACAAAACGUUUGCUUCGAAGGAAUUUGUAGCAUCACAAGCUUGAAGUCAUUUCGUGCUAGGAAUAUGGGACCAAAUAGUGAAAUUUUUAUGCAUUAUUAUUGAAAUUGUCCCAAUACUUGACUUCUAAUAAGUUGACAAAGGAGAGUGAUGGAGUGCUGCGUCAGAUGACCUGACCUCAACCCAAUUGAGAUGAUUUGAAAGGAGUUGGACCG
Salvelinus sp. IW2-2015 is the source of this 2117-nucleotide messenger RNA. The record is from RefSeq and is a predicted model, not a curated record. NCBI's taxonomy places the organism in Eukaryota, Metazoa, Chordata, Actinopteri, Salmoniformes, Salmonidae.